CCUAGAAAAAUCAAAUAAAAAACGAUUAUCAAAUUCCAAAGCACCCUGCUAAAAAUAUAGGUAAAAGUGUUUUAAUUAUUUAGAAUUUUAGCAACUGAGGAUCUGUUUUUCUAUACUACAUUAUAAGGAUUCUAAAGACCAGAGAUAUAUGGGUGAAUUUUGUUAAAGCGAGCAUUGUUUUUAAAAUAGUAUACUAUAAUUUUUUGACGCACAAUUCUAUUGUUUUAGUGAUUACAGAGAAUUCUAUAUCGUAGCAUGAUACAUUUAGUGUGUAGUCAUACGAUAUUUGUGCUAUAGGAGUUAUUUUUUUGCAUCAUACCAAGACAGGAAAAUGAGUAAACAUCAAGAAUCAUCAGCUCCUCCUGGUCCACCACCCGAUUACCAACAAUAUGCCCAAGAUACCCAUAUUUACCAAGGUACGGCACCUCCACCUCCGUAUACUGCUCAGCCUGGGCAAUAUUUACCAGAGUACCCUAAUUUUGUCCGAACACAACAAGGAUACGGGGCGAUACCACCUGCUACCACCGUUAUAAUAACUCAAACUCAGCCAGAUGUAGUUAUAAUAGGAGCUUGUCCAGCUUGUAGGGUAGGGGUACUGCAAGAUGAUUUUACCUGUUUGGGUGUUUUAUGUGCUAUAUUCUUUUUUCCACUUGGUCUUUUGUGUUGUUUGGCUCUGAGGGAGAAGAAAUGUCGAAAUUGUGGAGCUACUUUUGAUGCAUAAGUGCACAGAGAAGUUAGGCAAAAAUAUAUGGAGUUAGUAAUAGGAAUAAUACUGUUUUUGUAUAGUUUUUAGAUUUUAUAACUGUUUUUACAUAGAAUUAUAUAAAAAUUGUUUGUUUUUAUACAUAGGAAGCUUAUUUAUACAUUGGUAGGUGAUUUAGGUGAGGUAGGACAAGACAUGUAUAAGUUUAUAUAAAUGAUUUAGUAAUAUCAUCAUCAAAAUAUAUGUGUCCUCUUCCUAGGUAUUCUAGCUGAUAUCAGUAAAGUAAGCAA
Messenger RNA from Sitophilus oryzae (rice weevil), 993 nucleotides. Its product is annotated as brain protein I3. The transcript has 3 exons. The coding region runs from base 332 to 721 and encodes 129 amino acids. The record is from RefSeq and is a predicted model, not a curated record. Lineage: Eukaryota; Metazoa; Arthropoda; Insecta; Coleoptera; Curculionidae.